Alnus glutinosa is the source of this 2543-nucleotide messenger RNA. Its product is annotated as putative disease resistance RPP13-like protein 1. Gene Ontology annotation, molecular function: ADP binding; protein binding. The transcript has a single exon. The annotation marks the transcript as partial. The record is from RefSeq and is a predicted model, not a curated record. Gene Ontology annotation, biological process: defense response to other organism. NCBI's taxonomy places the organism in Eukaryota, Viridiplantae, Streptophyta, Magnoliopsida, Fagales, Betulaceae.
UAAGCAAAACAUAUCUUGCAAUAUCUCACCUUCCUUAAUUUCCUUUCAUUUGAUCUUCCAGUGUUGCUAUCUCAUUUUGCUCUGCGGUUUGCAUUCACCUUCCUUUUCAUUUCUUCCAUUAAUACAAGCCAGAAAACAUGGCUGAGGCCUUGGGAGGAGCGGUUCUCUCCGCCUUCCUCGAAGUGUUAUUUGAUAGGAUGGCGACUCCAGAGUUGGUGGACUUCUUUCGGCACCGCAAGCUCAACGAAGGAGUCUUGGAGAAGUUGAAGAUAGCAUUGUUGUCCGUAAAUGCACUGCUUGAAGAUGCGGAGGAAAAACAACUUACCAAGCCUGCUGUGAAACUGUGGCUCGAUGACUUGAAAGAUGCUGUCUGUGAUGCUGAAGACGUCUUGGACGAGAUAGCUACUGAAGCCUUGCAACAUAAGUUGGAUGCUGAAUUUCAAACCACUGCAAGUAAGGUACAAAACUCCAUCUCUACUUUUCUUAGUCAUUUUGUCAAGGAGAUAGGGCAAAAGAUGCAAGAGAUACUUGCCAAACUAGAAUAUCUAGCCAAAAAAAAGGAUUUUCUAGGUCUGAAAGAAGGUGGUGGAGGAAAACCUGAAAGAUGGCCCACGACUUCUUUGGUUGAAGAAUCUGGUAUUUUUGGUAGGGAUGAUGAUAAGGAAAAAAUAAUAAACUUGUUGCUCUCAAAUAAUAUUGAUGAGAGCGACAAUGGAAAUUUUUGUGUCAUUCCCAUAGUGGGCAUGGGGGGAAUUGGCAAGACUACCCUUGCUCAGCUUGUAUACAAGGACGAGAGGGUGAAGGAGCAUUUUGACCUUCAAUUAUGGGUAUGUGUUUCAGAUGUUUUUGACGUUUUUGGUAUAACUAAAACAGUUCUAGAGGCAUUGACUUUGUUAACUUGCGAUAUGAAAGAUCUGAAUUUGCUUCAAGUUACGCUACAGCAGAAAUUGACCGAGAAGAAAUUCUUAUUUGUUUUAGAUGAUGUUUGGAAUGAAAAUUAUGCUGAUUGGGAGGUCUUGAGUAAUCCAUUUAAAUCUGGGGCACCAGGAAGUAUGGUCAUUGUAACUACACGCAAUGAUAGUGUUGCAUCAAUCAUGAACGCUCUUCCAACUGAUCAUCUAAAGCCGUUAUUGGAAAAAGAUUGUUGGUCACUAUUUGCAAAAUAUGCAUUCCACGAUGACAACUUUGAUGCACGUCGAGAGCUAGAAGUAAUAGGUAGACAAAUUGUGAAAAAGUGUGAAGGUCUACCUUUAGCAGCAAAGACAAUUGGGGGUCUCUUGCGAUCUAAACUAGAUGUUAAUGAAUGGGAGAGGAUAUUGAAGAGCGACUUGUGGGAUUCGUCAUUUGACAAGACAAAUAUUCUUCCAGCUCUAAGAUUAAGUUACAAAUAUUUUCCAUCACAUCUAAAACAAUGUUUUGCUUAUUGUUCAAUUUUUCCUAAGGAUUGUGUAUUACGAAAAGAUGAAGUAAUCUUAUUAUGGAUGGCAGAAGGUUUCUUAGAAGAAACUAACAACAAAAGAAUGGAGGAGGUUGGUGAAGAUUCCUUUCUUGAUUUGGCAUCAAGAUCAUUGUUGGAACAAUCAAGCGGCAAGAAAUCAAGUUUUGUAAUGCAUGAUCUUGUCAAUGACUUGGCAAAAUUUGUGUCUGGGCAAUUUACCUUUAGAUUGGAGGUUGACUGUUUGCACGGAAUUAUGAACAAGACUCGUCAUUUGUCAUAUUUCAGAAAUGAAAACGGAUUUGAUAACUUUAAGAAGUUUGAGGUCUUGUACGAGGCUACUCGAUUGCACACAUUCUUGCCAUUGGAGUUGUCACCAUCGGAUAAUUACUACUUCUACUUAACAAAAAAAGUACCACUAGAUUUAUUGCCAAAUCUAACAUGCUUGCGGGUACUCUCUCUAUCUCAUUAUCGAAAUAUGACUGAGUUGCCUGAAUCAAUUGGCAAAAUUAAGCAUCUACGUUAUUUGAACCUUUCUUCCACUACAAUUAAAAGGUUGCCUGAUUCCAUAUGUAAGUUGUGCAAUUUGCAAACAUUGAAUUUAUCAGGUUGUAAAGAUCUUGCUGCAUUACCAAGAGAUAUGCGGAAACUCAUUAACUUACGUCAUCUUGAUAUUAGCGGAACUGUCAUAAAGGAGAUGCCAAUGCAGAUGAGUAGUCUAAAAUGUCUACAAACAUUAACUAAAUUUAUCAUCGGCAAACAUAGUGAGACUUCCAUUGAAGAGUUGGGGAAACUUGCAAAUCUUCGAGGAAGGCUUUCUGUUUUAGAGCUCCAAAAUGUUGCAUCUCAUACUGAUGCUUUGAAAGCAUGCUUGAAUGAUAGGAAGUACCUUGAGGAGUUGGCGUUGGAAUGGAAUGCAUUGGAUACUAAAAUUUCAGAAUGUCAAAGAUCUGUACUGGACAAUCUCCGGCCCCAUAGUAACUUGAAAAGUCUCAUUAUCAACAACUAUGGCGCCGAAAGUCUUCCAGAUUGGGUUGGGCAUCAUUCAUUCUCUAAUAUGGUGUCCCUUUGCCUAGAAAAUUGUAAACAUUGUUUCAACUUGCCACCA